UGGGACAAGAUCGUGGCUGGGGCAGGUUCUCCCCCAGGAGGAGUUUCCUCCAAAGUGGACGGCUCCACCGCCAGCCCCGGAGUGGACGCCUUUCGGUGCUCCACGAGCCUGUCCAGGCAGUCUCGUGGGUGGCAACUGGCCCUAAAGCUCAGGCUGCCCGGGAGGUGACAGGUCGUGCGGCUACAGGAGAAAUUGCUCCUCCUCCAGCCCCGGAGCUGGUUACAGAGCACUCCGGGCUGUGAGAAGGGGGUGGCUCUCCCGGGACAGGUACUUUCCGACUCUAGGAAACUCGCUCAGCUCUUGGCGUCCCGGGACCCCUUCAACACCUGAGUCCCCAGGGAGCCGCCCUGGGAGGGGCGGGGCGCCCUCUGUCCCUCACGUUGGCUUUCAGCCUCUCGAGUUACAGCUUCGGGUUCUCCCGUGUGUGUCUUUCCUUGCUCCGGGAAAAAGCGGCAGGGUAGCAGUGGCCGGGUCAGGAGAGGACCGCCGCCGAGCUCAGGACACCAGCUGGGAAGGCGCCCCGCCCGCCGCUCAGCUUCCACCCCUCCCGGCGGCAGCGCUGGGAAAGCCCCCGCGGCUCCGCCCACCCCAGGGGCUUUUCUCCAGUCGCCAGUGACUUUGCUUCGGGAGCGCAGCCGCCUGGCGCCGCUUUCCUCCAGGCUGGAGCGCGCAGGGGCCCCUGGCUCUUCUGCGAACGCAAGGGGCAAAAAUCGGUGACCUCGGGGCGCUCCCCGAGUCGGGGUCCCUUAACCCGCACCUCAGCCCCCGGCCCGCGCCUAAGCCUCCAGCAUGGUGCUGCUGGCUGGGCCCGGGCCGGAGGGCGGCGGGACACACUGCUUGUCGUCCCCGCAGUCGCCGACGCCACCCCGGGGAGCACAGACAGGGGACGACCCAGGGGACUACGAAGAGUACGAAGACUUCUCGAGUCUGCCGGACACCCGCAGCAUAGCAUCGGACGAUUCCUUCUAUCCUCCCGGAGGCGAGGAGGAGUGCGGCUCGGGGAGCGCCGAGUGCGUCCCGGAGGGCGUCCCCGAGGCGGCGACCCUCCUGCGCGCCGCCUGCACCAACGACGUGGGGCUGCUGCGGGCGCUAGUGCUGCGCGGGCCGAGUUCCGAGGAGGUACGAGAGACUGACCGCAACGGCCGGACUGGCCUUAUUGUUGCGUGCUACCACGGCUUCGUGGACACUGUGGUGGCCCUAGCGGAGUGCCCCCACGUCGACGUCAACUGGCAGGACAGCGAAGGGAACACAGCCCUCAUCACGGCUGCACAGGCAGGGCAUGCCACCAUCACCAACUACUUGCUGAAUUAUUACCCUGGUCUGGACCUAGAGAGGCGGAACAUAUUCGGCUUCACAGCCCUCAUGAAAGCGGCCAUGCAGGGCCGAACGGAAUGUGUGCGAGCCCUGAUGUUGGCAGGGGCGGAUGUUCAAGCGAGGGAUCCCCGCCGUGGGAUGUCACCACAGGAGUGGGCUGCAUACACUGGCCGAGUGGAGGCUGUUCGUGUCAUGCAGAGGCUGAUGGAGCGACCCUGCCCAGAGCAGUUUGGGGACAAGUACAAGCCAGAAUUGCCGCUUCCCGCUGAGGCGCUCUUGAAACCAGCACGUUCCAAAAACUGCUUUCAGAGAUUCACAGAGUUCUUGCGGUCCACUCUGACCUCCCGCUCAGGCCAGGGUCUGGCGGAUGGAGGUGUCCUUGAUCACAUGGUCAGGAUGACCACAAGCCUUUAUAGCCCCGCCAUUGCUGUCGUCUGCCAGACUGUGUGCCCGGAGAACCCUCCCUGUGUGGGGAAACGGCGCCUGGCAGUGCAGGAAAUCCUAGCAGCUAGGGGGAACCCGGACACCUAUGCUCAGGAUGGCUCUGAACUGCAAUCCCAGACUUUAGAGACUCCCAGAGUGAAUCCCUGGUCAUCCCAGUCCUCCGGGGCCCCAGGACCCACCCCUGCCCCUGUCUCACGGAAGGCCAGCCUCCUGCCCUUACAGUUGCUGCGGAGGAGCAGCGUGCGGCCAGGAGUGGUGGUUCCCAGGGUGCGCAUCAGCAAGGCCCCUGCACCCACCUUCCAGCCCGAGCGCCCAGCCCCAAAAGGCAACACCAAGGACAGUGUACACCUGCAGAUCCCUAAGUGGCGGUACAAGGAGGCCAAGGAGGAGAAGAGGAAGGCAGAGGAGGCGGAGAAGAAACGCCAGGCAGAGGCUCAGAAGGAAAAGCGGGCACCACGUUGGAGGAAAAGGACGUGAAGGGGCCAUGAUACCCUCUGCGCGUGUGCCUGGUGUGGGAGCAGCGCAGGGAUCCAGCUGGGAGGCUGCGGGUGGUGUAGACGGCACCACAGGGAGGGGUGCCCCUCUCUGCUGCAGUACACAACCUCUGGGUCGUUCUUUCCUAGACCCACGGAGCAGGUUCCCCAUUGUUCCCAAGACAGGAUGGCUUCUGCUUAAAACUAGUUCUCUGAGCAGUCUAUACACCCAAAGGACAGUUUACCAGAAGUCACCUCUUAGAGGACCCCAAUUAAGAAUUAAAAAACCUAAGUUAUCAAAGGGCAUUUUCACAUACUUUUGUAUUUUGUUAUUUAUGAAAAACGGCAGCAUUUUACAAGUGAUGGGCUCUUUGUAAUUAUGGCAGUUUUAAUCCCUGUGUUUGGGGACCCUUUGUUUAAAAUGCUGCCUCUAGCAAUAAAUACUUGUAAUGAUUGUGUGAAUCACACAGAACUCUGGCAUUCUCCCCCUUCGCCCUUCGGUUCUGGCUUUUGCCUUCUCGUGUCCCGUGGACACACGUGGCUUUUCCUAUCGACUUGAGUGAUGCCAAAUGCCUGCUUCUACUUGAUGAGGGCACGGACUUCUAUUCAAAAUGACCAGGUGAGAUGGAAGUCUUCAUUUCAGGAAGUCUUCUUCCUUUCGUUUCCUUUCUUAAGCCUUUUGUUCUGACCAUCAUCAUCAUCGUCGUCAUCAUCAUCAUCAUCACUUAUAUCAUUGAAAGUGACCAUGGCCCAUUGCAGAAGUGCAUGUGUUUCUGGGACCAAACUCAUUUGAAGCAAGAAGCAUGACUAGACAGACCAUCCAUCUUCCAGGUGAUUUGAGGAGAACAGUUACUUAGCAGGGGGCAGAUUUAACAAACGAGCAGUAGAAACACAAUCAUAUAUGCCCAGAAAGAAGCAAAUGUGGGUAUCCUUAACUAUGUCCAAGAUGCAGAGGGCGGGGGUGCUGCAAACUGUUGAGGGGCAGACAGAUGACUUUUAGGGCAGGUGGAACACCCUGGAUACUAGACAGCAGUUGGGGAAGGUUUUCCUGUAGUGGUCUACUCUCUGAUUGGCCCUCUCCUCCAGGGAGUGAGUCCCUUGUGUGUUUUGAGUGACAGUUUCCCCUUGAUGAGCCCCAAUGUUCAGUUCAUCCCCACCCCAACUUUGUAGACCUUCCAAUAUGUGGGGACUCAGGCCGGGAUGGGAUUUGCCUUGGGUGCCAACCUCUCAGUGGAAGGUUUCUUUCUAUACCUUUCUUUCUUUUAGCUCCAAAGCAUUAAAAAAUUCCCAGCAGAGUCUUCUAUCAGUCACACGUGCACUUUAUUUGGAUAUUUAAUGUAGCUACUUGGUAGCUAUAGAUUCAGAAUACUACAGACUGAUUUGGAAGCCCUUUGCUGAGGUCCUUCUUACACUGCAGGGAGGGGGAGGGUGGUACUGACUUAAUCUUGGUGCCGUUAGGCAUUGAGCAACGAGAGCUCUCCCACUAGCUUUCCCCGAAACACCAUAAACUAGGACAGUCUGACCUAAAAAGGCAGGGAAACAAAGGCUCUUGAGAAAGCCCUUGCUUUUCCCACUGAACUAUGAGGCUGAGACCUCUAGAUCCCCAGGAGAGGACAGAGGGCAGGGAUGUGGCUUCAGGACAUCAGCAGAGACCUCCAGAUCCCCAGGAGAGGACAGAGGGCAGGGCUGUGGCUUCAGGACAUCAGCAGAGACCUCCAGAUCCCCAGGAGAGGACAGAGGGCAGGGCUGUGGCUUCAGGACAUCAGCAGAGACCUCUAGAUCCCCAGGAGAGGACAGAGGGCAGGGAUGUGACAACAGGACAUUGGCUCUGCCUUCUGCUUUUGGAAAGGAGACCUGCUCUGUUUUUCUGAUUUGGCAGAGUCGAGACACAGGCCUGGGGGCCUGCUUGGCCUUGUGUGUAUUAAUUGUAAAUAGUGAAUUCCAAGUGGACAGGUGUCUUCUCAGGGAUUUAUACAUAAAUAUAGUUAGGUGAGAAGUUGAAGUGUAGUUUAAAUCUUUUUGAUGGUGAAGUCAAUUAGGGUUAAACCGGAUGAAAGAAAUAUUUCCAAGAUAGUGUGAAAGCUGUUGUUUCUAAGGGAGAUCUUGGGACUUGCCUCCGUGGAGAUUUAUGGGGACCUCGGCGGUAGGAAUGGCUGUGCGUAUGACACCACAGUUGUGUCUCUCAGCUGCUGCUUCUAGCUGUGACCCUUGUGUUAACAGUUGCCUCCAGGUAGGCAGAGGUGACUGAUGCCCAGAUGGACAAUCCAUACCCACCCCCCAGAGCUGUUCUCUGAGCCCCUGGUCUAUUCCCCUUGCUUUUAGGAUAAGAUGGCCACAGUCAUUGAACGGGAGCUCACAGGGUGCCUCAGGAAGGAAGGAUGAGGGACACUGUACCCUUGGUCCAUCAAUGACCCCCAUGGGCAGUGUGCUUGCUGUGCUGGAGUAGGACAGUAGGUGGCAGGAGAGACUUUGCACCUCCUUCAGCUCCUUCCAGGCUCCUGGGCCUCUCCUGAUACCCCAGGGAAAAGUCAGAAUGGCAAGGUGUUUUCCAUCUCAGCUUUGGAUUUCCAGACUCAUCUCACACACUGGGAAAGGGAGGAUUCAUGAUGUGGGCUAGAAACUGGGUUUUAUAGACUCAGAGAGGGUGUGGCAAGAGGCCUGUGGCCAUUCCGGCCUAGCUAGCAGCUGGAACCAGGUCUCUGGAGUGACAGGGAGGCUGUUAUAAACAAGAUAGAGGCUUGUGGGGAGGGGGCUGGCUCUAGUCCCCAGGAGUCUGGAAGCAUCUACAGUUACUCCCCAGAGUGACAGUGUCUUACCAUAAAUUCCCUCCUCUCAUACGGUGAGGGAGCUUUUCUAGCGACUGGGAAAUUCCAGCAGGUUCCCCGUGAGUUCUCCAGUGCUGGUCACUGUCUGGGCUCUGAUCUGUGCUGCUAGCCCUUGGCCCCUUCAAGCCGGGCAACAAUGUAGAGGACCACGGCUUCUAGAGCGUGAAGGCGGGAACGCUGAGCAUGAUGAAUCCUUAAAGAAACAACAAAGUCACACAACAGAAGAAUGACUGGGGCUGUCAGAGCGAGGGUAGAGUUUGCCACAAAGAAUGAAAAGGCACUUCUUAGUCACCCUGGCCAACUCUGCACAUCUGUGUAACCCGAGUCCGCUAUUCAUUUAUUUGCUAUUUAAUUCACAUGUUAACUUUUUAUUUUUUUGAGCUGAGAACUAAACCCAGGGCCUGUGCUUGCUAGGCAAGUGAGCUAAAUCCUCAGCCCCCAACUUCACAUGUCUAUUCCUUAACAUUUUCGAUACGUGACUGAAAAUUUCUCUAGAGGCUUUAUUUUAUUGAUUGUUAUUAUUUAAAGACUUAGCAGUGCUAUCGGGAAUGCUGCCUGCUUUGGUCUGGCUGGAUCGGUUUGGCUGGUUUUCAGGUGUUGCUGCUGGAGGCCAGGUGCUACACAUACAAUUUUCACGCCCUGCCCCAACCUGAAGUAAGACUGUAAUGAAAGGUGAACCCCUGUUGUGCGCUGGCUGCCCUCAGCAGCAGGUCAUAUUAAUGGGGUCCCGUGCAUGUUAUCCACUUAAAAAUGCAAGCUGGAGGCCGGAACUCUGCAUGUAACUGUCCUAGCUGCAGGCUCGCGGUGGCACUCAGGGAGUUUCUGCGGCCUGUAUGAGGUGUGUACUCAGGUGGAUUGCAAGGCCUGCGGGUCUCCCCAGAGUCCCCAAACAGUGUGAAGCCUGGCUUGGCUGGAGUUUCCACACCCCAGGCUGUCCUACUAGGAAAUGGUGCUGUCCCAGGUGGCUAAGAGCAAAUAACCCAGUUGCGUAUGGGUCAACUCUGGCUUUGGUGACUGUCAAUUGUGUGAGGGGCCCAGACCCAAGAGCACCCCCCUGGAGAGCUCCCACGGCCUCCCAGAGCUGCUGUCCUGUUUGGGGGUGGGCGUAUACUCUGUGGGACGUGACACAGUUGGGAUUUUCCAGUCUGCCUUGGUAUUAGAUCAGCUGGCUAGUUCUGGUUUUGAAAACAUUAUCUUGGCUGUCACAUGACUUGCAUUGUCUAGAAAGAAAGCCUAGAUGACAGAGACGUGAAGCUGUCCAUCCCAGGCAGAGCAGCAGGCUGGGCUGACCUGACCCUGAAUGGAUUUGAGAAGUAGCAAAUCAGGCGCCUAACACACAGCAGUUAGAAAGUUCUAGAAACUUGCUCACAACGGUGUGAGUGCCCACAAUGGGGAGGGUGAGUGGACACCACAUGUCCACAAGUGGCACCGUCAACCUCUCCACCACCGACCUGGAGCCUGCUGUGGGGUUAGAACCCAGGGCUCCAUUCGCGUGAUGGCGAAGCCUACUAGGACUGGAGCUUUCUUGGUCCAAAUGAUAAUUCUAAAAACAACAAGAAGAGAGUUGGGCCUAGAAUUUGCUGGGGUGUGAGAGUCUCUGCUUUCAGUGGUGGGAGACUGACGGUGAGGGACUGGAUGGAGCCGACUUCUGCACCACCAGGGUUCAGGGUCUGCCUUCUGGUUCGAGCUCUGUUUACUGAAUGUGAAGCCAUUUCCUUUGUCAUUCCUAACCCUCCCCCCCUCCCCCGCCCCGUGAGUUUUUGGAUUCUGUACAGAUGUUGAAUGUGGAUAUCAUUGUAAAUUCCAGAGUGGUUUAUUUUGAGAUGAGAAUUUUGCUACAGUUUAUAACAGGAUAUUUUCCUAUUUAGACCUCAGGGACCUUGGGACCCACUAAUAAGUGUGACCCCCCACACCCCCAGCAGCUUCAAUUCCGGAUAGACAAGUUAUGUAAUCUCGAAGUUUAAUGUGAUAUAUAUAUCUGAAUAGUAGGAAGAAUGUGUUUCUCUCUUUCAACUUCUGAUAAAUUCUGUUGUAAAAGUGUAGAAAAAAGAGACACUAGAAAAAAAAAACAAUGGUAAAAAGAAUUAAAAAUCACCUGUAAAAUAAGCAUUAUGGUAUAAAAUUGUGAUAUUUGAAUAAAUUAUUUUAAAAUACUAUCAAA
This is a messenger RNA of Alexandromys fortis (reed vole), 7217 nucleotides long. It is a transcript of the gene Ankrd33b, whose product is annotated as ankyrin repeat domain 33B. The record is from RefSeq and is a predicted model, not a curated record. Bases 790 to 2235 code for a protein of 481 amino acids. Gene Ontology annotation, molecular function: protein binding. NCBI's taxonomy places the organism in Eukaryota, Metazoa, Chordata, Mammalia, Rodentia, Cricetidae. The transcript has 4 exons.